This is a messenger RNA of Caenorhabditis sp. 36 PRJEB53466, 634 nucleotides long. NCBI's taxonomy places the organism in Eukaryota, Metazoa, Nematoda, Chromadorea, Rhabditida, Rhabditidae. The record is from the annotation of a GenBank genome assembly.
AUGUGUGACAUGACGUCUGCGGUUUGCUCGCUUCUUUUCGACGAUGAGACCGAAGAAAGCAAGAAGCUCAUCGGAGAAGCUGCCAAGGCGAGUGUGCACGCCAUGGACAAGAUAAUUUUGGAGAAGGGGAUGUGUGGCAACAAAAAGAAACUGACUAAACGCAUGUUUUCGGCGGCGGUCAAGGCAUCCGCGAAGGUAUUGGCCAACGCACUGGAAGUGACUGCGGACGAAGAAAACUCACAGAAGGAGCUGGUGCAAGACACCAAAUCCACGGAGGACUACAGUCCGGAACUGCAGAAGAUGAUAACGGAGAUGGUCAGUUAGCACCCAAACUUUUCAGUUCAUCGCACUCCAUUUUCAGAACAAAACAGCCAUCCAGCAUAACUACGUGUAUCCGCCAAAGCCGAAGCCCGGAGACAUUCUCAUUCCGACUGGCGGGCUCGCCAAAUGCCAAUGCUCCCCGGGCUGUGCCAUGGAGUUGAUGGAGCCCGCGUACCAAGUGAUCGACGGCGAGAAGAAGUCCAGAUGGGUUCCGGAUAACGACGACGAGCUGAACACUAUUCUGAACGACGUGUUCAAAAUCAAAAACAAGGCGGCGGCUAGGGUCUACAUCAAAGAACGUUGUCUGAAAUGA